AUGGGAGAUGAUGGGAGAUGGGAGAUGGGAGAUGAUGGGAGAUGGGAGAUGGGAGAUGAUGGGAGAUGGGAGAUGGGAGAUGGGAGAUGGGAGAUGGGAGAUGGGAGAAGAUGGGAGAUGGGAGAUGAUGGGAGAUGGGAGAUGGGAGAUGGGAGAUGGGAGAUGGGAGAUGGGAGAUGGGAGAUGGGAGAUGGGAGAUGGGAGAUGGAGAUGGGAGAUGGGAGAUGGGAGAUGGGAGAUGGGAGAUGGGAGAUGGGAGAUGAGCGGGCGCGCGGUGUGUUCGAGACGAGGGGGAUAGGGUUUUUGGAUUAG
This is a messenger RNA of Pseudogymnoascus destructans, 312 nucleotides long. RefSeq lists its product as uncharacterized. The transcript has a single exon. NCBI's taxonomy places the organism in Eukaryota, Fungi, Ascomycota, Leotiomycetes, Thelebolales, Thelebolaceae. The record is from RefSeq and is a predicted model, not a curated record. The coding region runs from base 1 to 312 and encodes 103 amino acids.